UUCAAACUAAUCCCACGGAUCAAGUACUUACGUUGUGUUUUUAAAUCUAAAAUAAACAUUCACUUUUAAUGUGUAAGAAAAACUAUAAACCAUAGGUAUAAAAAAGUUAACUAAAACACAAUGUUUUAAUUUUAAACUCUUGUAGCCUAAGCUUAAAAAUUGAAAAACUGUUCAUGAGUGUACUCUCGCCACCCACGUCAAAACAUUGAAAUUGAAGUGACGUUUACACAUUUUUAUGUCGGUGCUGUAAUUUAGCGAAUAAUUCGCCACGCAGCAUGGGAGAUGCAUCAGCUUCUGACCCGGAAUCCAAUAAACCUAGCCCCGGGAGCGAUGGCCCUCCUGAACAGCAGGACCGGCGUCCUUUCGGUGGUUUGGAGUUCCAAGUUUCUGAAGUAGUAGGCCGUUUGGAGGCAGGGGUUAACGCUCAAGAUGCACAAGAAGAGGAAAAGAAGCCGGAGGCGCGAAAAAUCAGCACAGGUUUCUUCGAACCAGAGGAAACGUCAAUGGAUGAGAUUUUGAAGGUUUUGGAAGAGUUGGUGUUGAAGACGGACCCUAGUUGUGAGAGUGUGGAGCCGCCGCUGUUGCCGACGGAUGCCGUGACGCGGGCGGCCAUACUGUCGCACAGCAUAUCCGCGCUGUUCGGGCGCCUGGAGCGGAGCCACGCUGCCCGGCUGGGCGCCCACAUCGCUACCGAGACCACGAGAUGGAUGGCUCAUAUGUUCAAACUAGCAGAUUACAAUGCAUACUACCACCAGGAGCAACUGGAGGGCCUCGUCAGAGUGACGCGCAUGUUGUUACAUCACAGAUACCCCCGAUAUUUGGAAGAUGGAGCGUUAGCAUUCACAAACAGACUGCCAUGUAUAUACAGCUGCGUGGCCAGUCCUCUGGGUGUCGUGCAGCAUCUGUGCAGACAGCUAAGUCUGCCUCUAGCGUGCGUCAGACCUGUUCCGGUGCAUCCAUCAGGUCAAGGUAUGGACAUAGAGGCUUUAGAGAAGUUAUGCGAUGAGGAUGUGACCGCGAACCGCACGCCGCUGCUCGUGUUGGGCGAGCUGGGCGCGCCGCCGCUGGGCUGGGGCAGCCCGCUGGCGCUGCUGGCAGAGAUCUGCGCGCACAGGAACCUGCACCUGCACGUCCGGGGACACGCGCUGGCGCUGCCCGGGGCCACGGGGAAGGAUGAGUCGUACAGCAUAGCAGAUUCGGUGACACUGACGCCAGGCCCGUGGUUUGGCGUUCCCGGCUUGCCUACUGUCACAUUCUACAAAAUUCCAGAACCAAUUGUAGUAAACGACCAAUCGAAGUCCACGACUACCGCUGGUCGCGAGGGCGCGCUGGCGGCGCUGGGCGGGCUGGCGGGCGGCGGCGCGCGGCUGCCGGCGCUGCCGCUGUGGACGUGCGCGCGGGCGGCGGGCGCGCGGGCGCUGCGCGCGCGGCUGCACGCCGCCUUCCGCGCCGCGCGCGCGCUCCGGAACGUCGUGGCCGCCGCCGGCCUGCGUCUGCUGAGCGAACCGCCAGGGGGCGAUGAACCACCAAAUGUAGGAGUUGUGGAAGCCAUAAGCAACGCCUCUGCCUGCGUAGCGUUUCAGUUCGCACCACCUGGAACGGAAAAACCGCCACCGUAUUAUGAUAAACUCAACUCUUGGUUGGGACAAGUGCUCCAAAGAGAAGCUGAGAUGAUCAGCAUAGAAGUGUGCGAGACGGAAGCGCACGGCGUGGUGCUGCGCUACUGCCCGCUGGAGGGCGCGGCGGGGGCGGACGGCGCGGCGGGGGGCGCGGGGGGCGAGGCGGGGCGCGCGGCGUGGGGCGCGCUGCUGGAGGCGCAGCUGCACGUGCUGCACGCCACGGUGGCGCUGCAGGAGCCCUUCCGCGCGGGGCUGGCGCGCCGCCCCGCGCUCGCCAGGGUCCACGUGCCCGGCUGGGCCGGUCUAGGUGGCGUUAGAUACAUACCGCCGGGAUGGGAAGGCGCUUCAGCGGAAGAAUUGAACUCGCUCAAUCGGCAGUUGGUGGAAACGCUGCGAGCCACCGACGGGGCAUUCUCGUGCGGGGACGGAGAUGACGGACUGGCUUGUGUCAGGUUCGGUAUGGUGACGGAAGAUACAGAUGUCGACGAGUUGCUGGACCUCGUUAUAUCUGCUGGCGAAGAGGUCGAGGAGAGCUGCCGUGCGCUCACGAACAUGACCGAAGUGCUAAAGAAAGGUAUCGAGGAGGCUCAAGCGGACAUAGAGCGCGAGAACGCGGAGCGCCUGUGGCAGGAGGGGCUGCUGCGGCGCGUGCCCGUGGUGGGGCGCGUGGUGGAGUGGUGGGCGCCCGCCGCAGUGGCGCCGCCGCGCGGCCGCCGGCUGCAUCUGGCGCACGGGACGCUGCAGACCACCGACGACGUCUACAGGCGCGUUCAAAACAAAGACAAAGACACAGAGCCGGCGCGCGCCCACUCGCCGACGAGACAAACUCCGGCCGCCGAGCAAUAACUACGUCUGUAAGUUUGUAUAUGUAUACGUCACUCACCAUGUAUGCCCAAUGUUGGUCACACAUGCCCUAUUACGUUGGCCAAUAAAACAUGGUUCAACAUAAUUCUGCAAUCAUAAAUACUAACAAAGAGUUAGUCCUAAUGACAUUUUAUACCAAAGAUUGCAUUGAUUUGUGUUGUUGAUGCAACUACGUUUCAGAAACGUUAACAGAACCUAACAUUUUUACCAAUAACUUUAAUAUAUUUUGGUGCGAAUUGUAAAGAAUUGUAAAUGGCUUCAGAUCUCAAAAUUGUUAUACCAGCGUAUGUAUUAUUAUUUUGAUAAUGUUUAGAAACUGGAGUUGACGGCACAUGAGUCUGAUGACUGCUAAAUUGGAAUAGUAUUAUUGUUAACGAUCAUUCGGCUAAAGCCAUAAGUGUUCAGUCAACUAUUAUUGAAUUAAAAACUGCAUAAAUUAAUGUUACGAUUCGAACUUAUUAAGAUAUAGUUUCUAGUAUUAAGGACCUUAUAAGGCAAUAUUACACGCAUGUAUAAAAUGCCUUAAUUAUAGUGAUCUGUAAAAAUUCUAAAGUUUUUAAUAAAACGUACAAGUGGUUCGAUUCAUUAGUCAUGUUAAUAUAUUUGUCACUACAAUAUCAAUAUGAAACAAAUAUGACACUGAAAAAUAAAAAUGUGAUUCUUAACCUGUGAGUGGUAGAGUUACGUGACGCAAUAAAACUGUCUAUGUAGUUUGAAAAAUAUAUUAAUGUGUAUACUUAAUACAUAAGGCUCCAUACCAUUUUUAAUCGACGUAUGAUAGGAAGUAGCUCGUUAAGAUUGAUGAUGAAAAUAAAGUUCCCGCCUCGCCUUAGUGCAAAUAAAUUGCUUAAUUUGGUUCCUUGAAUCCAUUACUGACAUGUUGCAUAAUACUACUGCAGUUUGUCCCUAUUCGCGAAUAAGUUUUUGAAUACCUUUAAGGUAAGGUACUAUACCAACUUGCCCUUUAAUACCCAUGUUUCUAAAAUUUAUUUGAUAAUCACGCUGCUAUGCCGUGAGGUCACUCUGUCUCUCUCAUUUAACUCGAGUCUGUUUUGCCCCGUCCAGGUAUCGGUGAAAGGACCCCUUUCACAGAUACCUUAACAAGUGAUCGAUGUCCCGCCGCCAUCGCCCAUAGUUUUAUUCUCAUCAUCAUCUUAAUUGCUAAUAGCUGUAAUUUAAAGUAGCUUUUCUAAUCAUAGAAUAGCAUAAAGUAGUUUCUAGUUAUUAAUGUAUUGCAAAGGUCCAGUAGUCGGUCUUAGGUAAAACGAAUGGCAAUAUAAAAUACAUGUACAGAAAAAUAACUUAAAAUAAGGUUUUCAUUAAUUUUGAUUUCCUUAUAUUUUUAAUGAAUUUGCAUUUCCUUGCCACAUUUAUCCAUAGACCUCUUGAAUUGAAUUCCUCGUCAUUGAAUUUUGAACUACACUAGCGCCAAAUUAAAUUGCGUGUUCAUUUUAAGAACUAACUUGGGAAAAGUGUGUUGGCUAUUUUGUUUUCUACGUUAUUGAAUUAAUUAAAUUCGUAUUACUAUUAAAAAAAUAAAUUAAACUCAGUAAAUAAAAACAAUGUCAAUAUGAUUACCAACAACAAGUUAGAUGAUUGCAUUUUUCUUGCAUUCGGACUGUCUGAAAAUUAACUGUAUAAUAAAUUAUGAUGUUAAAUUAAAUUAAUUUAUUUUAGUCGAAAGUGCUAUAAUUUAGUGUUGCAUACAAUUUUAAUUAUUUGUCAAACAGUAAACUGAAUAUCAAUUAUUAACGGCUAGAUACUUUAAGCGCAAACUUAAUUAGUUUGGACUGAGCUAUUAUUUGGAUGUUCAAUUCGUUUAUUGUUUUAAUGUAGAAAGAAACCUGCCAGACAUUGGAGUCCUGCAAACAGCUACUUAUACAAAUAAAUGUAAUAAAAAAUUGGUGAUUUGAUUUGUUACUGCUCAUAUUGCUGUAAAAAUAAUGCUAUUGUAAGCACUUUUACUUCAUCAAAAGAAAUCUCGCUCAGGGAAAACAUUAAUAAGAAUGCUCCAAAAAUUGAUAACAAAAGUAUAUUACAGCAGCUUCUUAAAAGUUUGACUUUAUUUAUUUAAUUAAAUAAUCUAGCCUCGAUUAGGUUAUUAGAAUAAAUUUAGUAAAUAAUAGGAUUUAUAUUUUAUGAUAUCACAAUAUCUGUAAUUAAUUCAAUAAGUCAAUAUAAUUAUCCCAGUGUUUAAGGUUAAGACUGAUGCGUUAUCGCAGUCAUAACAUCGCGUAGUAAAAAGUUUGGUAGUCAACAUUCGAAGGCAAUUAUUUAUUUAUUUAAACUUUUUGCUCAAAUAGUACAGUCAGCAAUAAAAGUUGAUGAACACAAUAAGAUCUCUAAUCUAAUUCUGUUCUUUUAACUCUAACACUGCAUGAAGUAUCGUGGGUUCGGUCUUCGCGUACGACAAGCAUUUGUUUGACACACACAUAUGCUUUAUCUAAAUUUUUAAUCCCUAAGAUUAAAUUCCAAUUAAAUUUAAAUGAGUUAUAAGUUUCCUUUAACACACACCAUAAGAUGAAGUAAUUUUGUACACUCUUCGCACUUCAGCAAUCAUAUCUCAAAGAUCUAUAGUAUACAUCAACUCCUGUUGUUGACUCUACAAGUAAAUGAAUAAAUAACUGCUUUACAAAUUUCGUAAUUAAGAGCCCGACGAUAUGUACUGUCCUUUUAAGUCAAACCUAUGAAAUAGAGAAAUAAGUUCGAUACCUGUUUGAAUAUGUUUAAGUUCCUGAUUUACUUAAUGUUUCAAAUGGCCACGGGUAUAUACGGCUUACGGAAUUUAUUAGCUAAUGAAUUGGGAAUCAUCACCAUCAUCAGCUCAUAUUCGUCUACUGCUGGACAUAGGCCUUCCCAAUUGUACUCCAUCGAGAUCUAUCUUCGGCUGCUCGCAUCCAGCUCCUGCCAGCUGCAAUUGCAGUUCGCUGUUAUACUAUGCAUGGGCUCCCGAGCUCUUCCAAGCCUAUAUCCCGUCUUUCACACACAGUCGAACCUUCCUCCCUACUGUUAUCGUUAACACAUAUUUAACCAUAAAGUAGAAAUAACUUUCAAUGAAACAUUUUCAACGUUUUCUAAACUAAACCCGUGGCCAUUAAUCUAAACUAAGGAAUAGACAUUUUAGCUCCCCUAACGCACAUUGAAUAACGCCAUAUUAACAUAGUAAGUAUCCAUGUAAAACCACAUUUUAAGUGAAAUUAUGAAAAUGCGUGAUUGUACAUUCAAAGCAUUUGCAACAUUUAAAGUGCUAUUAAUUUAAUGUAUAAGAUUAUGCAUUAAACCAUUAUGUAUUUAGUUCAUAAACUAGGCAUCUAUAAUAUUUAUUUUUAUAAACGUUAGAUAUCAUUCCAGUCUGUUCUAUGUAUGAACUUAGGUAUUUAUUUUAAUCAGGUUUCCAUUUAAAAAUAUUAGCUUUUGAAGUUUAUGCGACACAACUGCAAACAACUUUAAAUUUCCAUCGUACAUAUUUAGAUAAACCUUUAUCUUCUCAUUCAAACUGAAAUCUGAUAAACCCAUGCAUAACUGCCUCACUUUGAUAGUAACAAAGAAUUGUGGACUUUACUACUUUGCCAUAAAGACUAAAAUGUAAUAACGCUUCCACAUGUUUCAUCCGUAAUCCUCUGUCUGAUAACUUACGGCAUACAUUGCUGAACACAACCAUUGAGUAAGACAUUCGUAGAAACAGAUUGCAAUGACGUCACAUUGGCGAUAGACAACGGAUUAUAGAUCAAAUCUUCUAGUAUUCGGUCAAAGACAUUUUGUAUUCAAAGUGUGAUUGUCGUCGUAUCGAUAUAGUGACCACAUAUUUGUACAAGUUGUGUACAAAUGGGAUCAACACUCGAUACUAACGGCGUUAUCUCAUUGGUUGUCAUAUAACAGUGGCUUGCUAUCAGUUAUCGAUAUAUAACUCCUUUCACUUUAUAAUAUUAAAAUUACUGGCAUUCUUAUAUGCACUGAAUAUGGCUUGAAGCAUGGGGAUUCGUUCGGCUUGUCUAUUACCGUUUAAUCAUUCAACCUUAAAGUAAUAUGGUAUUACUAAAAUAUUAGAUAUUCAAUUAUAACUCACAAAAAAUAUUACGACGGUAAAACGUCAUACGAUAAGUGACCUCGCAUGACAUUUGAACUCACAGUAUAAUCUAAUUUUUUGAUUACGCUAUCCGAUGAUAUACCAAAUAAUACCUGCACUAUUAAAUGGUAAUUAUUGUUAAUUUGCUACUUUUUAUUGUGAUCGAAAGAUACGCUUGUCUGGAUAUGUAUCAUUUAUUCUAUUUUGAAACUUAACACAAACAGAUAAAGUUUAUUUUUAGUUAACUUUUUGCUAUAGGGAAAGAAUACGAUGAGAGAAAUAUAAAUUGUAUUUGAUAAUAAAAAUAUUUCAAAGAAUUCAUUGUAUGGUUGUGGUCGCAUAAGUUUCAAAUACAGCUUGGAUACACACAAAUAAUACGUAUAUCGGUGAUAAUAAUUAUUAUUUUGGUACAAAUAUGUAUGUAUAAUGUUUAGUUUUAGUUUUUUAAGUAUUUUUGUGGGCUUGUGUUGCAUUGGGACAUGUUUCCAGUAAGAAAAUCACAAGCAAGGACCAGGCAUGUAUCAAUACUGUAGGUAGGUACUCUAGAAUGAAUUGCAACAGAUGAGGGCAACUGAUUUCCAUUCACAAUUUAAUUACUAUAUAUGUAAGUAAAUGAACCAUAGUUCCUGCUUUUAUUGUUCUCGUGUUUCGAUGUCGUCAAUUUAUCAUGAAGUAAAUGCCGAAACAUGGUAAUAUUCACCUCAUUACUUGCAAUACAGCCUUACUUAUGAUAGUCUCUUUGAACUGCCUCCCAAGAAAACUAUACUCGAAUCUGAAAAAAAAAACAUUUAGUUUGUCGACAUAAAGUUUAACGUCUGACUACAGUUUUGUACGGCGAACCUUAUUUGUUUUUAGUAUAUUAAAAAUGUACAUGGACUUUUUUUAACCGAAAUUGAUACAUGCAUUAUGCGUCCAUGCUUUUCCUUAAUAAAAAAAACAUGUUAGGAAACUUGUGUCCCAAUAGAAACCGCGGUUUCCACAUUAUUAUUAUUAAGAAGUGAAGUUAUGAUUCAAUUAUCCUGUAAAAUUUAAUGAUAUAAGUUAUUGAAUGAUUAAAAAAUAAAAUUAUACAAUGUUA
Messenger RNA from Trichoplusia ni (cabbage looper), 7627 nucleotides. Its product is annotated as pyridoxal-dependent decarboxylase domain-containing protein 1. Gene Ontology annotation, cellular component: intracellular membrane-bounded organelle. Bases 276 to 2465 code for a protein of 729 amino acids. The record is from RefSeq and is a predicted model, not a curated record. The transcript is spliced from 15 exons. NCBI's taxonomy places the organism in Eukaryota, Metazoa, Arthropoda, Insecta, Lepidoptera, Noctuidae.